AUGGUGGACUCUGCCUCUACUGCUUUGGGGGAUCGUGCUUCCUACUCAUACACCCUACUCUACCGGCCUGGCAAGCACAUGGGCCACGCGGACACAUUGAGCCGCUGUCCCCUGCCCCAGCUUGUCUCGGACCCGGCUUCCACCAUUUGCCUUAUUGAUGAUCUGCGCCUGCCGCUAUCCGUGGCUGACAUUGUGCAGUCCUCCCUUGAGGACCCUGUCCUCCAUAGGGAGGAAGAUGAUUUGUUUAUUGAAGCUGAGGUACAGACAUCUAAUGUGGAAAUUCCAGAAGGAAAUAGAUGGCGGUGGUCACGACUACAUAAAGAAGUUGAGUUGCAAACUUCGAUUAUUUCAAUACCAAUUGUAGAAGCAGAAUCAUCAUCUGAGGCUGAUGUUCAGAUCCAGACUACAUUUUCAAGCAUACCUGUAGAAACUAAUGCUCGUGCACAAACUUCAUUUGUCCCCCUGCGGAGCACAACCCCAGUUGAUACUGAUGCCCAAAUCCAAACUUCAUUCGCAGAAUUAAGAAGACUCUGUGAUGCUGAAGCUCAUGUGCGAAGAUUGCUUCUUUCUUUACCAGAAGAAAACAAAGUGCAGGUGCAAACAUCUUUGUUAUCGUUACAUGGAGAAACGGAAGCGCAGGUGCAAACUUCGCUGAUAACGGUACCUGAAGAAAAGGAAGCCCAGGUGCAAACGUCGCUGUCUUCUUUACCUGAAGAAAAAGAGGUCCAGGUGCAAACAUCGCUGCUGUAUUUACCUGAAGAAAAAGAGGCCCAGGUGCAAACAUCACUGUCGUCUUUACCUGAAGAAAAGGAAACCCAGGUGCAAACAUCACUGCUGUCAUUACCAGAAAGAAUGGAGGCUCAAGUACAGACAUCACUAUUGUCGCUACCUGAAGAAAAGGAAGUCGAGGUGCAAACCUCAUUUACUUCCAUAUUAGAUAGGGAGCCUGCAGAAUUUUUGUCAGAGUUUAUCCAGACCCAACCUUUGUAUCUAGAAUUGUUAGAGAAGAUUGCAUCUUUGCCAAUAUUAGUUGAGGCUAAAGUGCAGACUUCACCUACUGAUUUGCGCAUUCCUUCACAGGCAGACAUACAAGUACAGACUUCAUUUUCAGAUUAUAUGUUAGAAAAGGAGGAUGCAUCCUCUAUUGUGAAUGAGCUCCAGAAUGAGCUCCAGAAUAAGUUGUCAUUUUCCCAGUCAUCACUGAUGAAACCAAGCAACUUAUACCCUGCAUAUAUUAAUGCUGAAGUCCAGACUUUACCUGUGGAAGCACCUCCUGGGAAUGAUUGGCGUACUGCUCGAUUGAAUGCUGAAGCCCAGGUUCAGACCUCAUUUACUUCAGUGAUAGAGUCACCUGAAUUCCAGAUACAGCCAUCAGAGCUUGAAUUAGAAAAAAAAGAGUGGGGAGCUCCUUUGCUCACAGAAAAGAAAUCUCUCCCAUUUCAAUUGACUGAAGCUUCUGCACAGACAUCUGACACUUUGAUUCGGCAGUGGGACAAGUGGCGUUUAUUACACCCACAAGCUAGUGUACAGGUCCAAACCUCAGCUAUUGAAUUGUUAAAGAAGCUUUCUUUACUAGCACAGCUUGAGACCAUGGAACCAUUUUCUGAUGCUGAACUUCUAAAGAAAAUUUCUUCACUAUCAGUGGCUGAACCCCAGUUGCAAACGUCAAGUCAUGAACUAAUGCGGAAGGCUUCCUCUUGGUCAGAUAUUGAAACCCAAGACAGAAUUUUCAGUGAUGAGCAUUUGAAGAAGCGUCCCUUUUCAGCACAAGAGUUACCAACCUCAGACUAUGAAUCUGCAACACCAUCAUUCAAAAAAGAAGCUCAAGUGCAAACAUCCGAUUUGGAACUAAUGAAAAAGCUCUCUUCUUUGUCACAGACCAAACUCCAGGAGCAGUUCUCCUCUUUAUCUUUGGUUGAGGCUGAGGAUGAAAACCAAGAGAUAACAGAAGGAAAGGAGUACCUUAUUACCCCACAAGUAAUAGAAGCUCAGAUUCGAAAAUGGUAUCAAGAGCUUCCAGAAUUUCAAACAUCAACUUCCCAGACUCCUUUCCAAAAAGACCAUCUUUGGUCUCCAGGAGUUGACAAUGAGGUACAAACAUCAGAUGUUGAAAUUCCAUUUGGAAAUAGGUGGCGGGCAUCGCGCCUGCAAGCUGAAACUCAAACUCAAACUCCAGGACUUGAAUUGACCACAGAAGAAAUAGAAUCUCUUUCUCCAAAACAAUCAGAACCUCGGAGACAAGCAUCCUUGCUUGAAAUAUGGCAAGCAAGAGACUUAGCUGAUGCCCGGAUGCAUACUUCAGUAUCAGACUCACCCAAGACAGUGGACUUAACUCCUCCAUUAGUAGUUGAUAGUGAGGCACAAACAUCACUGUUUGACAUCUGGAAAGUAAAAGAACAAAUGGAUGCUCAAGUGCAAACUUCUGCAAGUGAAUUGUCAAAGCAAGGAAUUACAUCUCCUUCUGCAGAACACGUAGACAAUUUGACUCAGACCUCUUUUAUUGAUAUAUGGAAAGCUAAAGAAUUAGUUAACAUGCAGCAGCAGACAUCUGAAACUAAAUUAGAGGAAGCAAAAGUGGCACAUUCUCAGCAGCUGAAAUCUGAUUUUGAAAUGCAGACAUCUUUGACAGAUAUAUGGAGGAAAAAAGAACAACUGGACACCCAAGCACAAACUUCCUUUGUUGAUAUACUAGAGGGAAAGGAAGAAUGCUCUCUUGUAUCUCAGACUGGUGACGCUCAAGUGCAAACAUCAGAAGCUGAUAUUCCUUCAAAUUUGCAUGCUGACUUUCAGCAGCAGACUUCACUUGAACUAGAUGUGUCAGCCCCACCAUCACAAAUGGAUAUCCUGCCACAAGCCUCUCUACUUGACCUAUGGAAAGCAAAAGAAGAGGCUCAUCUAGUGUCACAAAUGGAUGCUCAGAUGCAGACCUCAGAUGCUGACAUGGCUCAGGAAGAUUUGUGGCCUCCAUUUCAUAGGUAUGCGGAUGUUCAGCAACAGACCUCACUUGAACUAGAAGAGGCAAAAAUUGAAGCACCACAAACGGACACCCAAGUACAAACCUCUCUCCUUGACAUAUGGAAAGCAAAGGAACUGAAUCAUGCACAGUUGCAAACAUCUUGGAUUGAUUUGCCAGGAUCUGCAGAAAAAAUUUCUAUCCCCUCUGAAUCUGAGAUCCCAGUUCACCCAUCCCUGGUUGUAAAGGCAGAAUCUCUUCCUCCAGGCCAAGUCACUACCCAAGUGCAGACCUCCUCUGACGAUAUAUGGAAGACAAAAAAUCUAACAGACACUGAAAUUCAAACUUCCCUAUCCUAUUUGACACCAACUACUGAGGUAUUCCCUGCCUCACAACAGACUGAAAACUUAAAACAAUCAUCUACUCCUGAAAUAUUGAAGGUGACAGAGCCAGUGGAAGACCAAAUAAAAACCACUAUGACUGAAUUUCCAGAUAUCAGUGCUAAAAUCUUCCUAACUGAUAAGCAUGCUCCAGAGGACCUUCCAAAUGCCCAGAAACAAUCUCCUGGGAGCCCUCUACUAAGCUCCCCAUCAGUCAUAGAUGAGUCAUCCACCCAAUCACAUAUGGAUGCAUCGCAUGAUCUUUCACACACAGAGGUGUCUUCUCUAUUGCACAUGGAGUUACCUCUUGUUCCAUCACACAUGGCGGUGCAGUCCAUCGACAUCGAGGAAACUGGGAUCCAAUGGGAAAUGGCGGAAUAUUAUAGAAAUUUCCCUCAGUCUAUGGACCAAUCAGGCUGUGACAAAACCCAUGCGUAA
Molecule: messenger RNA, 3771 nt
Organism: Thamnophis sirtalis
Lineage: Eukaryota; Metazoa; Chordata; Lepidosauria; Squamata; Natricidae
Source: RefSeq, a predicted model, not a curated record